This is a messenger RNA of Mycena citricolor, 354 nucleotides long. The record is from the annotation of a GenBank genome assembly. NCBI's taxonomy places the organism in Eukaryota, Fungi, Basidiomycota, Agaricomycetes, Agaricales, Mycenaceae.
GAAAGUAAGAGAUGUGGGGCUAGAAUCGUCGACCGAGAAUGGACUACGUUGCUCAUUGAUCAUGAACGUAGUUGGCCUGCCAGAUCCCGCGCUCGGAGUCGUCAAGACAGUCGCGGGGGGGAGGGGGGGUGUGAAGCGUGUGCGGCCAAGCCGUUGUAUGUAAAUGUGAUAGCUGAAGUUUCCAUGGAUCAUCAGGCUCUUUCAUUGGCGUGCACGGAUAGGCACGGCUCGGGAUGUCCCGUGACGCACUUGAGUAACGAACGAACUCGAGGCUCUGGCGGUCGCCACAUACCCCGAAAGGCCGAUCCUGAUGCGGAUACUGGGAGCCCAAAGGGUGGACGGUCGGCUGAAUUG